Penicillium macrosclerotiorum is the source of this 834-nucleotide messenger RNA. RefSeq names its product alpha/beta fold hydrolase. Lineage: Eukaryota; Fungi; Ascomycota; Eurotiomycetes; Eurotiales; Aspergillaceae. The record is from RefSeq and is a predicted model, not a curated record. The transcript has a single exon. Bases 1 to 834 code for a protein of 277 amino acids.
AUGGAAUCGAUUCUAUCUGCACAUGAAAUUGGGGAAGGACUUCCUGUUUUGAUCAUCCAUGGAUGGGAGAUGGAGGGAAAAGCUGAGGAGCUGGACUUUGAGCCGAUUUUCGGCAAAACACCGGGACUUCGCCGUAUCUACGUGGACCUGCCAGGCAUGGGCAAAACUCCUGCAAAUAAUGUCAAAGAUCUAGAUGAUAUAUAUCAUCGCCUGGUGCAGUUCAUUGAUUCUCGACUUGGACGAUCAAGGUUCUUACUUGUCGGCUCAUCAUGUGGCGGCUACCUUGCACGUGCAAUAGCACAGAAUUACAUUGAGCAAGUCGAUGGUUUAUUAUUGCGUGUCCCGCUCAUUGAGCCAAGAGACAGCGUGCGCGAUCUCGAUGAUUUUAAGCCUUUAGUUGCAGACGAACAGUUCAUGUCGAGUAUAUCAGUCGAAGACAGAUCUCUUCUUGGAAACGUUCUCGUUCAAACGCCGGCUUAUGUUCAAUCACUGAAGGCAAAAUUCGAGGAGGUUUACCUUCCAGCAAAGAGAGCGGCAGAGAAUAAAGUGUUAGAUCCGAUCCGAGCAGAUCCAAAUCGAUAUCGGUUAUCUCAUUCGUUGGAUAGCGAACGUGCCAAGUUCUUUGCACCCACCCUUAUUGUAUGUGGUCGGCAAGACGAGAGCGUGGGCUAUCGAGACAGUCUUCGCUUACUGGAGCUCUAUCCACGAUCAACCUAUGUUGUUCUUGAUCGUGGUACGCAUGGCCUCCCUAUCGACGAGAUGAGUGUUUUUGAGGCUCUUGUUCAUGAUUGGGUAAUCCGAGUUGAGGAAUGGCGAGGUCGCACAGACAAAUAA